Pyricularia oryzae 70-15 is the source of this 1727-nucleotide messenger RNA. Its product is annotated as cycloheximide resistance protein. Gene Ontology annotation, biological process: transmembrane transport. The record is from RefSeq and is a predicted model, not a curated record. Gene Ontology annotation, molecular function: transmembrane transporter activity. The coding region runs from base 1 to 1686 and encodes 561 amino acids. NCBI's taxonomy places the organism in Eukaryota, Fungi, Ascomycota, Sordariomycetes, Magnaporthales, Pyriculariaceae. The transcript has 5 exons.
AUGCCGGCCGAAAUCAGGACCGGCGGCACCGUUGCGGAGGAGGAGCUGCAAAGGCAGCGGUCCAUCGAGCAAGCCAUUGCCGAGGGCCACGACGCCGACGUCCCUUCCAGUCUUGGCUACGUCUUGUCCGAGAAGGGUACCCAGUCACGCAGGCAAUCCCUAGCGAGGAGCCAAAGCAACUCUCCGCCAAAGUCCGUCGUCGCCAGCGCCAGUAACAAGCCCGAGGCUGACCUUGAAAGGGGUACCGAUGCCACUGCGACUGAAAGCGAGGGCGAGAAUCCAAGUGAAGACGACCCCAACGUCGUUUGGUGGGAUGGUGACGACGACCCCGACAAUCCUUACAACUGGCCGGAAUGGAAAAAAUGGGUAAACACUAUAUUCGUUAGCACUUUGACCUUUUUGACGCCUUUGGCCUCGUCCAUAUUUGCGCCCGGUGUGCCUCAGCUGAUGGAAGAGUUUCGAAUCACCAACUCCGAAUUGGGAAGUUUUGUUGUGUCGAUAUACAUUCUCGGGUUUGCUCUCGGGCCUCUAGUCAUCGCGCCUUUGAGCGAGAUUUAUGGCCGCAGCAUCGUGUACCACGUAUGCAACCUUGGGUUCUUGGCCUUUGUGAUUGCAUGUGCCGUGGCGCCAUCGAUGAAUAGCCUCAUUGCCUUCCGCUUCAUUUCUGGCAUUUUCGGCUCGUGCCCCAUCAGCAAUGGCGGAGGCACCAUUGCGGACAUGAUCGUACAGGAGAAGAGAGGAUUCGCCAUGUCAAUAUACACAUUAGGACCUCUCAUUGGUCCAGUCGUCGGACCUGUGGCUGGCGGCUUUUUGUCAGGUGCCAAGGGUUGGCGCUGGUGCUUUUGGGUCCUCGCCAUUGCCACAGGAUUCAUGUCCAUCUGCAUGAUGGUUUUCAUGAAAGAAACCUACGCCCAUGUCAUUCUGGACCGCAAAACUGCAAAGCUCCGCAAGGAGACGGGCAAUGAGCAGCUGCGAAGCAAGCUCGAUGCCGGCCUGAGUACCACGGACUACUUUAAGCGAAGUAUAGUGCGUCCCCUCAAGCUCAUGGCCUUUUCGCCAAUCACUCAAAUCUUUGCUAUCUACUUGGCCAUUGUGUACGGAUACCUGUACCUCGUAUUCACCACCAUCACGUCGGUCUUCACUGAAACUUAUGGUUUCAGUUCGUCUACCGCGGGUCUCGCGUUUCUUGGAAUCGGCAUUGGCUUUUUGAUCGGCCAGGGCAUAUUCACUUAUACCUCGGACGCAUAUGUGCAAAGGCGGGCUGCGCGCGAAGGCAAUGGCAUGCUGCCCGAGUACCGGCUCCUCUGGCUUCCCUUUGGCGGAGCAGUUUUGCCCAUAGGAUUCUUCAUCUACGGCUGGACUGCUGAAUACAAAGUCCACUGGAUCGCUCCCAUCAUCGGAAUGGGCGUAAUUGGCAUUGCAAACAUCCUCUUAUUCAUGUCUGUGACAGUGUACCUCAUCGACUCAUUCAACAUGUACGCUGCGAGUGCUAUGGCCGCAAACACAGUCAUUAGGUCCGUCGCAGGGGCUGUGCUACCACUGGCCGGACCUGCCAUGUAUGCAGCACUGGGAUUGGGAUGGGGAAACUCACUCCUUGCAUUUAUUGCGCUGGCAAUGCUGCCCGUACCCUUUGUCAUUCAACGUUACGGCGAGUAUCUGAGGACCAGGUUCGCGUUUGAGAUGUGAACUGAGCCGAGUGCUGCCAAUAUCAUGUACGAAUUGCCCCA